Molecule: messenger RNA, 1077 nt
Organism: Thermochaetoides thermophila DSM 1495
Lineage: Eukaryota; Fungi; Ascomycota; Sordariomycetes; Sordariales; Chaetomiaceae
Exons: 4
Coding region: 1-1077 (358 amino acids)
Biological process (GO): C-terminal protein methylation
Cellular component (GO): membrane; endoplasmic reticulum
Molecular function (GO): protein C-terminal S-isoprenylcysteine carboxyl O-methyltransferase activity
Source: RefSeq, a predicted model, not a curated record
AUGCAGCACGAAUCCCCUCCAUUCCCAUCCCUCUUUUGGAAACCCCAAUACUCAACUGUCGUCCUCAAACGGCUAGACGAUAUGUGGCGCUUCACCGUCUACUGGACACUGAUCCUGUACGGGCUCUUCCACAUGGGCGCCGUUGCCUACGCUCUACUCAUGCAGUUGCCCAAGGCGCGCUCCAGCUGGAAGUUCCUGUGGCUCGUGCCGUUGACGUACUUUAUCGUUGCCGCUGCAGAGGCUCUUAUCGCAGGUAGCGUCGUGGGUUUGAUUGUUGGCGCGAGCUAUCUCGUUGGCGGCUUCACCAUGUCAACCUGGAUCCCCUUUGUCUGGGGCUGGGUCAAUUUGCUUAUUCUGGUCAUUUCGUCUUUCAGAAUGCAGGGCGAAGUCGAAGUUCUCAUCCGCUGGAGCACCAUCCCCGACCUCGAAGUCACCACCACAUCGCCAACAACUUUAGCUCCGAACACCUCCUACAACCCCGAUCGCAUUUACCAACUCCACCAGCCGAAAUCCCUCGCCGGCAUCGCCGGGCGCUCCUUCAUGCUAGGCAGCACCUUCACCCUCGGCCUGCUGCUCACCUUCUACCUCUCUUUUGUGCUCUCCUCCCCCAUCUGGCGCCUGGCCUUCUUUCUCACCACCCUCUCCACAUUCCACUACCUCGAGUUUCUCACCACCGCAGCAUACAACACCCGCGCGGCCGACACCUCGUCGUUCCUCUUAACCGCGAACUGGCCUGCUUACGCGAUAGCUCACACUGUCGCCUUUCUGGAGUGCUUCCUCGCACACUUCUUCCUUCUCCCCUCCUCUUGGGGUAUUUCGUUCUUCCUCACCCCGUACCACGUUCUCACCUCCCCUUUUGUAGUUUUCCUCGGCCUCCUCCUCGUCAUCAUGGGCCAAGCAAUCCGCUCCCUGGCCAUGAUCCACGCCGGCCCCUCCUUCAACCACCACGUGCAGUUCCACCGCUCUUACGACCAUGUUUUGGUCACCACUGGCAUUUAUUCCCUGCUCCGACACCCAAGUUACUUUGGUUUUUUUACUGGGCGCUGGGAACGCAGCUCGUCAUGGGGAAUGUGUUGA